Molecule: messenger RNA, 2286 nt
Organism: Plasmodium gaboni
Lineage: Eukaryota; Apicomplexa; Aconoidasida; Haemosporida; Plasmodiidae
Product: exported protein (PHISTc)
Exons: 2
Coding region: 1-2286 (761 amino acids)
Source: RefSeq, a predicted model, not a curated record
AUGGAAAAUUGUAAGAAUUUAUUAUUUUUAAAUUUUAAAAAUUUAUCUAUAAUAUUAGGAAAAGAAAGAGAAAAAAAAUUUACAAAUAAAUUUUCAAAAUAUAUUGAAACAGAUAAUAAUAAAAGGUGUAUUAUAAAUUUAAUGUUGUAUAAAAUAUUUAAAGGAUAUAUUUUUUUACUUAUAUAUUUUAUUAUAAUAUUGAAGAAUGAAUACAUAUAUGAAGAUUCGUAUGUCACAUUAAUGUGGCCAUAUAAUAAUAUUUUUACGAGAAUAUUGUCUGAAAUGAAUUUGAAGGAAAAAGAUAAUGGUAAACUUAAAAAUUCAAAUAUAAAUACAAGUAUGAAGAACUCACCUAUAAAAAACAAAAAUAUGGAUAAUAUAAAUGUGAAAAGUAUUAAUGUGAAUAAAUUAAAUACAAAUGAUAGCAAUAGUAAUAAUAUAAUGUUUUAUGAUGUACUAAAAUAUAACGAAAUAGAAAAUAAUAAUAAAAAUGAUAUUCAUAAUAAUAUAUUUUAUUCCUUUCAUAAUAAUAAGAAUGAUAUACAUAACCAUAUAUUUUAUUCCUUAAAUAAUAAUGAAAAUGAUAUACAUAACAAUAUAUUUUAUUCCUUUCACAAUAAUACAAAUGAUAAUAAUGGAAUUAACAAAGGAAAUAAUUAUAAAUCUUUUAAUGAUUAUAUAUGGGAUAAAAAUAUGGAUAUUAAUAAGAUGAAUUUGAACUCCGAUUUGGAUACAAUAACUAGAAAGUUGGAGUCAUUUACUUUAAAGGACGAUAAAAUAUUUGGACGUCAUAUAAUUAAUUAUGAUUAUGGUGAUGAUAAUAAAAUUUGCACAUAUUCCAAUGAAGAUAAAUGUAAUCAUGUGAAUUGUAAGAGAAAUGAUCAUUUUGUAGAACAUCAAAAUAUAGGUGAAAAUGAAAUGACAUGUGGUUCUACUGAAGGAAUAGAUGAUUUACUAAGACAUACUUGUAAUACUUCGGAUUACAGUUGUUAUAGUAGUGAUGAAUUGGAAGAUGAAUCUAGUGAUGAAAAUUGUGAAGGGUACACAAAAAUGGAAAAAUAUAAAAUGUAUAAUAAGUAUAAAAGAAAUAGAGAACGUAAAAGGACUAAUGAGAAUACAAUGAAUAGUAAUAAUAUAAGUAAAAGGAAGAAUAGAAGUAAUAUUAAGAGUGAAAUGAAUAAUGAUGAUAGACAAUAUGAAGAACAUAGAAUAAAUAAUGCACAAAAAAAAAAUAAUUUUUCUAAAGAUCAUAUUGUAUAUAAAAAUAAUGAUCUCUUUAAAAAAAAAAAUGAACAUCCUUUUAAUGAAAAUUCACAAAAUGACUACCGUUGUAAGAACGAAAAAAAUCAUGUAAGAAAAAAUGACGAGGGAACAAAAAUAUUAAACAGCACUGAUAUUAACACGUAUAAAGAAAGUAGCAAUAGUAGUAUCACAAGCAGUGACAGCAAUGAUAGUACUAAUGGUAGUAUCAAUGAAUUACACAAUUAUAACAGUAGGAACACUAAAGAUAUAAAUGAGGAUGAAUCAUAUUCUGUAGAACAAUCUAAAAUGAAUAAAUAUAUUAAUAAUAAAAAGAAAAAUCAAAAUAGUUCAUAUGAUACACAAUGUUUAGAUGGUUAUGAUGAUAAUCAAUAUGAAACGACGUUGGAAGAGACACCCAAAAAAAACAAAAAUAAGAAUAAUAUUUCAUCGAACAAAAUGAAUACAAACAUAAAAGUAGAGGAAGUAAAUAAUAAAGAAAUAGUAUUUGACGAAUUUGAAGAAGAGAUACUAGAAGAUAAUUUAAUGAAUUUCAAACAAUAUGAAUUUCAUAAAACUUUAUCAGAAGAAGAAUUUUUUAAAAUGAUUGAUUCUCUAGAUGAUGUUUUAUGUGAUAAAGAUAUGCUCUAUAUAUUUCAUUUUAUAAAUACAUUCGAGAGAAAAAAAUAUUUAAUUAUGCAAGAAGAUUUUAAUAUCUAUUGUGAAUGGUAUUCAUCUAUAAAUAAUAUACCAGUAAAUGUUAAACAAAAAUAUAUGAUUAAAAUUUCAUUCUAUCAAACAAAAGAUUAUCUAGAAUUGGAAGGAACUAUUUAUUGUAAUUUUUAUUCUCUAAUUAAUAAAACAUUUGAAAUGGCUAAAAAAGAUUUUGUUUUUAAAAUGAAUGAAAUACAAAAGAUUUGGAAGCAGUAUAGGUUUGAAAAAAUGAAAUACUGGAAAAAUUAUUUAUGUUCAAAACUUAAAAAAUAUAAAAGAAAUGCAAAUAUUCGUAGGACCUAUACAAAAUAUUCUGAUUUAAUCUUACUAUAA